Eriocheir sinensis (Chinese mitten crab) is the source of this 2360-nucleotide messenger RNA. RefSeq lists its product as uncharacterized. The record is from RefSeq and is a predicted model, not a curated record. The transcript has 7 exons. Gene Ontology annotation, molecular function: zinc ion binding; RNA binding. The coding region runs from base 78 to 2360 and encodes 760 amino acids. Lineage: Eukaryota; Metazoa; Arthropoda; Malacostraca; Decapoda; Varunidae.
GGCCAUGGAAAAGGGAUCGGGUAGGGCGAGCAACAGGAUCCGGUAGAGUAUAAGGAAGUGGAGGCGGGGGUAGGAGUAUGUUUUUCCCAGAGCACCGCGGCACCUAUAGCCCUGCCGAGGACACGUGGGGAGCGGGGAGGCGGCCUGCUGGAGGCCCACCAGGUACAAUGAGGUACUCUGGAGGCUCAUCAGAUGCAGAUAACGAUAGUGAAUUUGGCAGUGAAGAGGAAGAUGCAGAGUUUCGUCUGUAUGAGCAAUUAUAUUUUGAACCCAAUUCAGACACUAAUGUCAAGAGUACUUCCCCUCUGGAGGGAAAGGGUAUGAUGGAAAAGACUCUUGGGACUGACAUAACACAAUUUGUUCAGCCAGAAGCUUUUAAAGACGAUGACCACAAGAAUGCACCUGAAAUGACAAGUUUGGCUCCUCCAGAUAUUACUUUGAUGACUCCUUCCAAAACUCGGAGCAACCAGAAUUCCCAGUUUGACCAUUUUAUAUUCAUUGACACUGAAGAAGGUUCAGAACUUCCUCUGUCAGAUUUCACCUCUGGUGUAAAUGUACAUGAUGCACAUGGUGAGGCCAAUGUACACCAGACAGAAUUAACCAGCACUGUGCAUAAAAUUACAUUCCAUGAUGGUGCUCCACCUAUGAAGAGGAAUGCAUUGCCAUCACAGUCAGUCAGACAGAGAUUUCCAAGCACAUGCAGUGAUGGCAGCAUUCCUGGAAGCAUUCCUUUAGAUGGUCUGUAUUGUAAUCUUGUAACAUCUGAUGAGGAGGCAGAGGAUGACACUAUUAAAGAGAAACUAAUGAUGAAAGAUUUAAAGACCAUUGAUCAUGGAAAGAAUAUAAAAAGCACCACUGCAGAAUCUAUAAAAAGGAAAAGAACAAAAUCAUCAUCAGAAGAAGAAUCAUUUGAAGAAAUAGAAGACUCAAGGUGUAAUAACUUAAUCGGUGUGGCACCAAAGAAUUCCACUGGGAAAUCUGAGGGUUGCCAACUAGAUGAGGAUAGCAGCUCUGAUGAAGACAUUUAUGUACUUCCACCACCAGCAGUAAGGAAUCAUGAAGUUUUCACUCUGGACUCAAGCUCUGAUAGGGAAUUAGAAGUGCUGACCAAAGGUAAAGAUGUAAAGCGAGUGAGAAAGCAAAACAACAAAUACCAGAAAGCUGAGAAGGCUGGCACCUCUUCAUUCACACAACAGAAUAGAAUAGGAAAAAAAUACAGAGAAAAAGACAAUGAAGUACGUGAAUCAGAAACAGACAGCAGUGAUGUUGAUUUUCCAGAAGCUACUAAAGGCACUAAUUUGACUCUAAAUAUUGACAGAAGUCUCUCGGGUUUAGUAAAACCAAUAACAAAGGAUCCAAAGGCAAAGAUUCCAACAAAGCUUUCACAGAAUAAGAAAGCAAAGAAGUCAUCCAAGAAUCUUCCCGGCAAGAAUAACCGAGGCUCUCUUGACUUCACCAGAGGACGACCUGACACAAAGACGAAGCCAUCCUGUGUGAAGUGGACUCAAAGUAUGGCAAAUUUUUAUGACUCUGACAUUUCUGAUGACUUUGAUGUGUCAGAAAUACAUCAGCAGCAAUCAGGAUCACAAGCUGACUGGCGUCUCGUUCCUGCUGACUAUCAACUAGUUUUUCAAAGGAGGAGGUACUAUAAUGCACCUGAAAAAUGCAAACUCUGCAGGCAGGAGGGACACACAGUCAAGGAGUGUACGCGUGUCCCAAAGUGCCAUCUUUGUUCGGGGACAGAUCACAUUCACAGAAAUAAUUGUCCAGAUAACUGCUGUUUUAAAUGUGGCAAAAACCCUCAUUUCUUAUGCCCUACGGAUCGCAGAGACAAGUGCUGUGCCUUGUGUGGCUACCCAGGCCAUACCAGUGACAUAUGUCCAGAUCUCUGGCGACGAUUUCAUCUAACUACCACUGGAAUGAUAGCUCAGACUCCUUUGGAACAUUAUACCAAGCCAACGCGAGAGCAGUACUGCUGUGCCUGUGCUAAAAGGGGGCACUAUGGGCAUGAGUGUCCCCUGAAGCCCAGUUACCAUGGUUAUGCAAGAGUCCCUCAGUCUGUCGUCAGCUACUCUCGCCCCGUGAACCUGAACAACGGCUACUUUGUUGUCAACCUUGAAGGAUCACAGACACCAUUACCAUUACCACCAGAGGAGAACAUCACAAAGAUGGAAAUCAGGUUGGAUCAAGCAGGAAGAAUAAUAGGAAGAAAGGGAAUAGUGGUGAAGGCAAUCAACAAGGAGUCCGGUGCUCAUGUUCGUGUCAUUUCGGAGGGACAGCCUCAGGUUUGUAUCCUCUUUUGGGACCUGCCAUCAGCAGGUUGGGCAGUUCUGGACCUAGUCUUGAUUUCUGAAGACUAG